Molecule: messenger RNA, 1007 nt
Organism: Mycena citricolor
Lineage: Eukaryota; Fungi; Basidiomycota; Agaricomycetes; Agaricales; Mycenaceae
Source: the annotation of a GenBank genome assembly
UUCAUCUCCGACAAACGAGUCCACUCACGGUCAGAAACACCAACCUUACCGGUCAUCUCUCCAACGAUCAAAGAAAAUGUCUGCUCGAGGAUGCUUUAACUGCGGGGGCUGUGCGUUGUUGUUGUUGUUGUCGUCGUCGUGCUUUCUUUCCCUCCCUUCUCCACAUUCCCCAUAUCACUGUCCUUCCCCUCAUUUCGACAUAUAUCUGCUUCGCUACCAAUUGGGGACGCUGCUGACGAUGUUCUGUUCCUUUUCAUUUGCAUAUCCUCAACACAACUUGUCGUGCGGUGCGGGGGCGAAUAUAAUGUUUUCCAAACUUGGACGCAAACGCUCUUGAAUGUCUUUCGAUAACGGUUAUAUCGGAUUUGGGAUCGUAGUCGGCCACCAAGCUGCCAGCUGUCCCAAGGCUGGAACUCCCACUUGCUACAACUGCGGCCUCGAAGGACACGUCUCUCGCGACUGCACGAGCGAAGCCAAACCCAAGACAUGCUACAAGUGCGGUCAAGAAGGCCACAUUUCGCGUGAAUGCCCCGAUACCACUGCGGCAGCAGCUUCGGGUGGUGCCCAGCGCGGCGGUGCUGAAUGUUACCGUUGCGGUGAGAAGGGCCAUAUCGCUCGGGAGUGCCCUCAGGCUGGCGGAUCCAGCACUGGUGGAGGUCGCGGCGGAAAGUCAAGCUCAUAUGGAUCGUUUGGAGGCAAGACCUGCUACACUUGCGGCGGAACCGGCCACUUGAGCCGUGAUUGUGUCCAAGGAUCCAAGUGCUACAACUGUGGUGGUGUUGGUCACAUCAGCCGCGACUGCACUCAAGCUCAGAAGCGAGCCUGCUACACUUGCGGCAGUGAGGGACAUAUCUCUCGUGACUGCCCGGGGGCGGAGGCUGCAGCUUGAUACAAUGUAACUAGGUGGACGCCGCUUACUGUGUUCAAUCGGUGGUGCAUCACAUAUCUGUACUGAUAGGAAAUGUCUGUGUCUGCUAGUGAAUGUUCAAUCCGCUCUCCAGUCCUGU